AUGAAACGCAUUUCUACUAAGAAGCUGCUGUAUUGUUUUGAUAAAGGAAAUCAUUUUUCUAGCUAAAGCUGCGGAGGAGAUUAAAUCAGGUUCCUCCUGCAUUGAUGAACAGUGAUGGAUGAGCAGACGGACUCUCCUGCAGCCAACGCAGACAGCAGCAUCCAGAGAAAUGGAGACGAGAAACCUCGGCGUGGCAGCUGGACCAAAGGGAGGAAGAGGAAGAAGCCGAUGAAGGACAGCAACGCACCCAAAGCUCCCCUGACGGGCUACGUUCGCUUCAUGAACGACAGGCGAGAGCAGCUGCGGGCGGAGCGGCCGGACGUGCCCUUUCCGGAGAUUACCAGGAUGCUGGGCAACGAGUGGAGCAAACUGCCCCCCGAGGAGAAGCAGCGAUACUUGGAUGAAGCCGAGCGAGAUAAGGAGCGCUACAUGCGCGAGCUCGAGAAGUACCAGAAGACGGAGGCGUACAAACAUUACACCAGGAAGGUCCAGGAGAAGCAGAAGGGCAAGAGGCACAGAGGAGAUGGCGGGCACCAAGCUGCCAGUGAGGCUCUGCACGAGAAAGAUGCAGAGGGGAAGGACAGAACUGUGUUUGACAUACCCAUCUUCACAGAGGAGUUCCUCAACCACAGCAAAGCACGAGAAGCCGAGAUGCGGCAGUUGCGCAAGACCAACAUGGAGUACGAGGAGCGAAACGCCGCCCUGCAGAAGCACGUGGAGAGCAUGCGCGGAGCCGUGGAACGCUUGGAAGGUGACGUGAUGCAAGAGAGGGAACGCAACGGCCUCCUCCACCAGCACUUAGAGACCCUGCGUCAGGCGCUCGCCUCCAGUUUCUCCUCCGUGCCUCUGCCGGGCAGCGGAGAGACCCCCACCCUUGAAACCAUCGACUCUUAUAUGAAGAAGCUGCACAGCAUCAUCGUCAGUAACCCCCAGGACCACGAGCAUCUCAUCAGCACUGUGAGGGACGUGGUCAACCGCUUGGACAGAUAAUCGGAUCAAAUUCAACGGAUUUGCUGAAUCUGGAUUCCUGGCUCCGUCGAAGUUCUGCCCGGUCCACGGCUCUCGCUCCUUAACGUUGGGUCUUAUCAACUUAUCAUCCCCACUGAGUCAAAGACCUUCCUCUUAUCACGUCAGUGGAUUUGCUGUAGCGUCACAUAUUUAUUAUUUUCACACCGAGUUGUUGGAGCUGGAAAAAUCAUCUAAAAACAUCGUUCAUGCUGUUUCACCCUCGCCGCUCAUUUAGAGCUGAAACGUCCAGCAGCUUCCACUACCUUCAAACAUCUGUCAGUGCAUCUGGAUUUAACAUGACC
Molecule: messenger RNA, 1310 nt
Organism: Nematolebias whitei (Rio pearlfish)
Lineage: Eukaryota; Metazoa; Chordata; Actinopteri; Cyprinodontiformes; Rivulidae
Gene: hmg20a
Product: high mobility group 20A
Exons: 9
Coding region: 115-990 (291 amino acids)
Biological process (GO): regulation of gene expression
Cellular component (GO): nucleus
Source: RefSeq, a predicted model, not a curated record